Messenger RNA from Sus scrofa (pig), 4515 nucleotides. Lineage: Eukaryota; Metazoa; Chordata; Mammalia; Artiodactyla; Suidae. The record is from RefSeq and is a predicted model, not a curated record.
CGCCUCCUGGGGGCGCUGCCCGGGGGCGUCCGCCGCCCAUGCCGCCCCGGCGCCUUGCCGCGCCCGGCGCCGGCUGCUGAAGCCCCGGACGCGCCGCUCGCCCGCCGCCCGGAGCCGGCCGCCCUCCUGUGCCCAAGAUGUGGCACAACGUCGGGCUGACCCUGCUCGUGUUCGUGGCCACGCUGCUGAUCGUGCUGCUGCUGAUGGUGUGCGGUUGGUACUUUGUUUGGCAUCUUUUUUUGUCAAAAUUCAAGUUUCUUCGGGAGCUGGUGGGAGACACAGGGUCCCAGGAGGGAGAUCACGAGCCUUCAGGGUCUGAAACGGAAGACGACGCUUCCUCCUCCGCACCCCGGGUCAGAUCUGCUCGCCAGAGAAGGGCACCUGCGGAUGAAGGGCACUGAGCCCUGCCGCGGCCCGCGUCCGCCUCAGCCCCAGGGCCCUCGCUUGGGCCACCUGGCCCUGCCGUUUGCUCAAAGGCAGAAGACGACUCCUUCGGUGUGCGAUUUGACAAGGGUCACACGUAAGCCGUAUGAAAACAGAGGGAAUUGAAACCAAGCCGGGCCCGUGCAGCGAUCGUUGCAGAGGAGCUCGCCAGCCCCUGUGCGCCCACGUGCCCCGCGUUCCCUGCGGCUUGGGCUCACUCGCGCCCGUGCGUGCUCGUCUGGUGGACGGCACAGGCUUGCCAGCCGCAUUUUGUUCGUCCCGGGCCGCUCGCCUCUCUUCCUUGGCUGUGUCGCAUCCCGCCUUGCGCCACCGUGGGAUGCGGGGUGGCCGCCUCGAGCCGGCGGCCGUCGCGGCGUGACGGGCCCCGCCCGGGCUGCGGGAACGCGGCGCCGGUCACAAUGUCGUCGAAGCGGGUGCACUACGACUCGGCCCUGAAGCGGAAGGUGAUCGUGUACGCGGAGGAGCACGGCAACCGGGCCGCCGGGCGCGUGUUCGACAUCAACGAGGCCAACAUCCGGCGCUGGAGGAACGACCGGAGCUCCAUCUUCUCCUGCAAGGCCACCACCAAGUGCUUCACGGGACCCAAGAAGGGCAGGUACCCGCAGGUGGACGAAGCGGUCCUGCGCUUUGUCAAUGAGACGCGCGCCAAAGGCCUGCCCGUCACACGCCAAGCCAUGCAGCUGAAGGCCGGAGAAAUCGCCAGAACCCUCGGAAUCGAUGAGACCAAAUUCAAAGCGACGAAAGGCUGGUGUGACCGAUUCAUGCGUCGAGCGGGGCUGUCCCUCAGGCGCCAGGCACCGUUUUGUCCCCAGCUUCCCGCCGACGUUACGCAGAAGGCGGCGGUGGAGAGCUGCUUGAAGAGGUGCUGCAUCUCCAGCACGUUCGAUGAUGCCAAGGGCGCCGUGGUCUGGGAGAGCGCGGACGUCGAGGGCUGUGAGUCCAGCGAUUCAGAAGCGUUGGACUCAGAAUACGAAGUGAUCGUUAUCACGUAACCAGCCCCUCGGGUCCCCCACUCCCUUUGCGAGUGCACGCAGUUAGCGGGAGAAAAACCUCUGUCGGAAAGCUCUGCUUCAGAAAUUAAAAGAGCAAACAUUCUGCAGGACACAGAAGCACCACGUCAUAGUUGGAGCGCCCGUGUCUUUUCUUAGUGAUCCCUGUGGUGCAUCAUAGGCGUGGUGGUAUCUUAGGUUAGACACGAAGGUAGUCUGUAAACUUAUUUUUCUUUCUAGCAUAGCGGUUAUUUAUUGGGGAACUUGAUUCUGACCCUCACCAUGUUGUUGCAAUAGUUAUCCUCUGUGAGACAGCUUUUGGGGGGCACCUGAUUCAGGAUGCUAGAGGGGUGAUGCGGCCUUCCAGGGCCCUGUCUCGACUCCAGGACGAGUGGGAUUCGUUGAUCCUUCUGUGCGGGAGGCCUUCCCGCUCAAGGCCUGUGUUGUGGAGAAAAUACUUCUUCACAAAACAGCAAUUCAGUGACAAGACCUCAGGGGUGCUGGGUACUGAGGGAAAAAACGGAGAGUGGGUGAAAAUGCCUGCUCUACUGUAAAAUGACUCUUGCUCAGUUCCCGUGUUUGUCCGCAGUGACCUUUGGACCGAGUGGUUGCUGGGCAAGAGGGACAUGGAUUAAAGAACCUUCCUGUUGAAUGCCGCCUACUCUAUGCAAGGAUGCAGUCCUUGCAACCCCAGCUUACGUUAUGAAUCCGCAUUCUUUUUACCUUUUCAGCCCUCGCUGCUCACGGACUCGUCAUUACAGGACCUCACCCCUGUGUGACGAAGGUGUGUUGCGAUUUUGUUGGAUACCUCAUACGUCAUGUUCAUGCUUCAGGAUAGCUUUGUUUGUUUGUGGACAGUUCCCUGGCUCUGCCCCGAGUUGUCCACACCUCGGCUCUCCCUGCAGCCCUUUGGAGGUACUAAAAGGGAAUUUACACAGUAUAACUUCACUUUUUUAUACGACUUCCUCAGCUCAGCAGCUGAGAGCGGGGCUCAGCCUUCAUUUCCUCGUCGGAUGCAAUGUUCUGUUUUGAUGUGACUGUAUCCAUGAACCAAACAGUGACCCAAGUUUCAAGCAGGAAUUUUCAUGCGUCGUACUAGCUAAAUAUCACAUUCAAAUGCUCCUCAGUUAGGAGAAAGAAAAAAAAAAAGUACUGUUUCUUGGUGCUGGGAGGAUAUCUGAAUUAGGUCUUUCAUCGUCUGAUAUUUUGAGCUGGGGAUUUCGCCUUGGGGUGCGUAUCUUAGGUUAGAUGCUAACUGCUGACGAGCUUUAAGUCCUAGCUGGUGAGCUUCCCAGUGAGUCAGUGUUAAGGAUGAUGACCCCAUAAGCCCCCCAAUCUCCAGGGGUCAUCCACACAUGACCCAUGUGACAGAGUACACCUUGGUGUUAUUUAUGAAUAUUUAUGCCUCGUGGAUGUCUUUUUUUAAUAGGAUUUUAAGAAGUGUUCUGCAGAACUUGCUUGGGAAAAAUACCCAGUGCAUAUUAAUAGUUCACAGCCUACCAUGUUCUAACUCUUAGGAAAGUCAAAAGAAAUCUCUGAUGGCAGUACGAAAAUUCUCCCAACUUAAUUCCUUUGUUUAAAACGCACCCCCCCGGGCCCCCCCGCACUCCUCUUUCCCACCCGGUACACUCGACAGAGUACAUAUUUCUAAGGCCGCUAAGAGAGGCAAGAGAAAUAGUUGUUAAUACAGGAUUACUUGUGUGACAUGUUUUGUUCUUUUUCCCGCUGCAGUGCUUUUUAUAGCCAGAACUCACCAUAAGUAUGUUUUUAGUUUCUUAGUAGGAGAUGAACUGACCUGUGGCUAAUUUUCAAGUAGAAGGUUCUGAGCAUUAAAAACGCAAGCAUUAGUCUUGUCUGAAUCCCCUCAGACAGCGGUGGUGAUCAGGGCACCGUCUUCUGAGGAUUAAUUCUACAACAAGGACUUCAGCGAGUGCUUUUAUUUCCUUCCCAACCAACCAUUUCCAAACCUUUUUUUUUUUGCCUCAGAAAACUUUCUUUUGCCUCUGAAACCUUUGUGGAAAUUGCCUGUAUCCAGUGUAUUGGUAGCAUGGCGCUGAAUUUAAGGCCCCGAAACACUAAAUAUUUGUGUGGCACUGUUUAAUAAGGUUUUUAGUAUUUACAUAAAGCUAAAAGCAGAAUUCAUCCCAUGGAUUUUGCAGUGAUGUUUUCAUGGUGGAAACAUAAAUACAUUGCUCCUUGGUGGGACAGCCAGUUUACAGACACGCUAACUAUUUCUUUAGAUGUUUUCAGAUUUAAAACCAACCUCAGAUGGUUACUUUGCUCUAAGUUGGGAAUAUAUUAAGAAACAGCUUCACAAAAUAGGGCAUUUUAAACCAAAAUGUGUUGAAAGAUUUGAAAGGAGUGCAUUUUUACUUUUAAGAGCAGCAUUUUUUGCAAUGAUUUGAAGUCAACAAUGCAGUAUUUUUUAAAGUCAGUUUUUCUUAAAAGGUAUGUUUUCAUGGAACAUGUAACCAGUGUGACGUUAGCUUUUGACUAGUACACUUCAAGUGCUUUUAUAUUUCAGGUUGACUUUAAAAAGCCAAUGAGCAGUACUCAAAGGUUAUGGAUUCUUAAGCAUUUAAUGGAAUAGUAUUUUGUUAUGGAGUCUAGAAUUUAAGCACCUUGUAUUGUCUGCUUUUAAAAUAUUCUAUAGUUUUUAACUUAAAGCCUAAAGAUAACAUUUUAUCUUAUAUUAAUAAGAGUUACCUUUUCCCUUUGUUGAUGUACCUGCGCUGCCUGUUUUUUGACCAGUGUUUACCCUCUAGGUCAGUUCUAUUCUAUGCAUAACCGUUCACCAAAUACUGCUGCUCUGGUUUCUUAAAGGAAGCCUUCCGUGCUAUGCUAUGCUGUAUUGUCAUCUUGCUGCUUGACAAAUAGGUUUAUAAGGAAUUAGAACCGCGUGUGUUAAUAGGACCUUUGUAAUAACGAGAUAUAAAAGUAGGGAUGAGACGUGUGUAUAGGUGAUUACUCACUGUUACUGUUUUAAAACUGGUCAACACUAUAUCGAAAGCUUCUGUGCUUUGUCCGUAUGAUGUUUUAACUUUCACUUUAAACUACACAAUAAAUUAAAAGGAAAACAAAA